Messenger RNA from Asterias rubens (European starfish), 2482 nucleotides. RefSeq lists its product as uncharacterized. NCBI's taxonomy places the organism in Eukaryota, Metazoa, Echinodermata, Asteroidea, Forcipulatida, Asteriidae. The record is from RefSeq and is a predicted model, not a curated record. The transcript has 3 exons. Bases 172 to 2154 code for a protein of 660 amino acids.
GGGUUUAUUCUGUACUUGAUAUAAACGUACCAUACUGACGGUAUUCUUCGAGAUUGGGUGAAUUUUCACUUCGUUCUCCCGUUUUUGAGGCCAAACAAAAUCAUAUUCUGAAGGCGUCACACAGUUUGGUCUUGGACGUACAAAUCGGAGGUAGCUGUUGGAUGAAGCCAAAUGGAUUGCAUUGCCGGUUGUAAAAUGGAAACCGAAGUUGCUGCCAGCUCCAUCGCAAUUGACAUUCUCCAAGCUGAGGUUGAUCUUCAUCUUGGACCACAAGAAAACAUCAUCGAGACAGUCGUUGAGACAUUGGAAGACCACCUCAUUGAGACAACUGAAACCUUAGAGGAUGCUGAGGCGUCGUCUGAUGAUGUAGUCAGAGACAAGGGUGAGACGUCAAUAACCCAGGAGCUCUCUGAUGGGUUUAAGAUCAUCCAGUCCCAGAGGAACAGAAGGAAGUUGAUGGAUGGGGAGGGCUUCACAUACACCCUAAAGAAGGAGAGCGAAAAUAAGGUUUUCUGGAGGUGCUCUGUUCGUAAUAAGAAUAUGUGCUGCCGAGCAACAGUCAUCCAGAAUGGUGAUUCAUUCAAAAAGGGUAAUCAUGCUCACCUUCAUGGUCUGGAGGUAGCCAAAAGAUCCAGCAGAAAGAAAAUUUCUUUUGAGAAAUUGGGAUUAACCAAGAUAAAACGAGAGUCCACCAAGAAUAUUUUGACGUUCCAACCUCAAGCCACUGAUGGCCAAGCGCUAUACGAUGGACAGACUGAUGAGACAGAACAAGGAGGAGGUUACACCAUCAUACGGAGUUCAUCCCAGAGACUUCAUCCCAGAUUGAUUGACGAUGCGGGCUACACCUACACCAUGAAGUCAAAAGGCAGUGAAAAAACACAGUGGAGAUGUUCCGUACGAAACAAGACCACAUACUGCCGGGCGACAGUCAUACAGCAAGGUAAAAACUUCAAGAAGGGGGCAUUUGUGCAUAUUCACCCGGGCAAUCCAGGACGUCAUAUGGUAGAGAAGAUUAUUGCUCAAGUUAAGACCAAUGCCAAGCUGAAACCAUUUCAGCCGGCAAGCAAUAUCGUAAAUGAAGUACUCACUGCAAAUGUUGGCAACCGAGAACUCCCUGGCAUGCCGCAUCCUACUAAUCUUGCUCGUGCUGCCAAUCGCAUGAGGCAAAGAGUUCAAGGAAAAGGUCUUGACUUCCAAGAUGGCUUAGUCCCAGAGGACUUUGUGAAGAGAGUUGUCAACCGCGGGAAGAAAUGCCAUUUUCUACUGGCCACCAAUAACCAGUUACAAAUUCUCUCCCACAUGACACAGUGGUACAUAGAUGUAAACACAAAGAUCGUGAACUCACCUUUUAAGUUGCUGUUGUCCGUGCAUGGCUUUGUGAAGAAAAAUCACCAAGCCAAAGUUGUGCCAUUGUUCUUUGCGCUAAUGUCUGGCAAAAAGCGAAAGGACUUCACAACUGUGUUUAAUGCGUUGACAGAGUUAAUUCCAGAUGGUAUCCGUGUGACAGAGUGCAUGCUUGACUAUGAUACCAAUUUGUGGAGGGGCCUUAAUGACGCCAUCCCAAAUCUAGAAUGUGUUGGUAGCGCCUACCAUUGGAUCCAGACCAUUUGGGGUAACAUUAAAGCCUUUGGGCUUCAUCUGAGUUACCUAGAAGAUCCCAAGGUGUUUAAGCUGAUGAGGAAACUCAUGGCCCUACCAUUCAUCCCAGCUGAACUCGUACCAGAGAUGCUCACAAAGCUACAGCAGAAGGCCACCACAGGGUUAGUGCAUCAACUCCUGAACUACGUUGAGGCAACGUGGGUUGAAGGUGAUAAGUGCCUGUGGUCACCAUCAGCAUGGAGUGUGUACAUGCAGCCGUAUCGAACAUGCAACGACCUUCACAACUGGCAUGACCGUCUGAGCAAAAUAGGCAAGAAAGGACGUCUUCCGCUGAGUGCCUUGGUGCUACAGUUGUAUGGUGAAGCUAAGGUAGCAUUGCAGGUUAUGAUCAUAUACGAUGGGGUCCAGAAGAGGCCUCAGGAGGAAUCUAACAAGGCUGUACAGAAUAAAACCUCAAGAUAUUGGGACGAUUAUCAGCAACAAAGGAAGUCAUUAAAACAUCUCCUGAAAGCUUGUGCUGCCACUGUGGUUGACGAAGGUUAUGUUGAAAACUAAACCAUACCUUGUUGUUAUUUACCAUCUAUCUAUCAGAAGAAAUGAUUUCAAACAUAGGAUUCUUUUCCUUGUUUCAGAUAAACAGUGUACAGUUUUCAUGGAAUAAAACGGUGUCAAGUUCUACAAUAGACCUUAAUUUCCCAAAUACUUGGUACGCUAGCAUUGGGCGUGGAAUGAGGUGCAUGCUGGUCUACCUAGCAGUCAAGUUUGAUCGCUAGCUAGACAAGCUUGCACCUCAUUCAAAUGUUAUCGCUUGCGAAAAGGUUUUAUGUUUAUCAGGAUGAUCAUACUUUUAAAGCCAUUAGACACUUUCGGAACAGAAUUUUUU